Molecule: messenger RNA, 2234 nt
Organism: Homalodisca vitripennis (glassy-winged sharpshooter)
Lineage: Eukaryota; Metazoa; Arthropoda; Insecta; Hemiptera; Cicadellidae
Exons: 9
Coding region: 133-1857 (574 amino acids)
Molecular function (GO): adenylate cyclase inhibiting G protein-coupled glutamate receptor activity
Source: RefSeq, a predicted model, not a curated record
GGGCAGACUCUUAUGUAAACCCUACAUAGGCCAAUGACGAGAGAGGUUCUAAUGCUGUUAGCCGGGCGGCGGUGUUGAGUUUAUAACUGCCCUUGUCCUCGCAGACCUCAACAGAUCCUCACCAUCCUCAACAUGAAACGUAACAACCACUUCCAAGCUUUGUUAUUCGCCACUCUCUUCACUCUCAAUUGUCUCACUCCCCCUGCGGCCUCAGCAUGUUCUGGCACCAGUUCUGCAGUUGUAUCAGCACUGUUGCCACUACACACUGGCAGUGACUGCUCGGCUCUUCAGCUGAGAGGACUGCAACAGUUGGCUGCCCUGCGGGCGGUCGUCAACGAGAUCAACAACGAGCUCAAACCUCAGGAUGGACUCACGAUUGGACUGCAAGUACAGGACACCUGCUCCACCCCUGAUGGAGCCAUGAGGGCUGCUAUGAGGUCCUUGGUAGAUGUCCAGCAGACCUGCAGUAACCCUCCUCUUUACCUCGGCAUGCUGGGUCCAGAGGAUGCUGAGUCGUUAGCCAAGGUGAAAGGCGUGUCUAGAGUAUUCAACGCUACUCAUGUACUGCCUAACUUCCUCAGUUCGACCAAGGAAGCGGAAGAGGACACUGUCUUUUUCGUCAGCAUGGAACGCCAUAAGGAACAGGCUCAGAGCGUAAUCACUCUGCUGAAACAGCUGCACUGGCAGAGUUUCUCUGUAGCGUUCGAGGAGUCCAUGGCAGAGUUGGCAGAGGUCCUGAUACAGACCACCAAGGAGGACUCAACCGUGUGUGUCAAGGGUGCCGUGUCUCGGCUCAGCGCGCUAGCUGUUCUCCCCAACAUAUUUGCAGGAAGCCAAGACGGAGUUGUGGUUCUGACAGACACGCACCAGAUGGCAGCAAAGGUCCUGCAGGCCUACCAAGCACUCACAACUCCCAUGAUCCUCUUGGUCCGCACCGUCGGUCUGGAAACGUGGCAGAUUCCUCGCUCAGCUUCGAAGAUGUACCUACUUCAGCAAGUCAGCACAACUACUGAAGACGUCCCUGAGACAAUGAAUGUCACUCUGAAGACCGAGUAUGAAACCCAGCGACAAGCAGAGUUCCAGAACAUCCACUGCAAGGAUAUCACCAAUGCUGCUGAUUGCGCCAUUGAAAGCUCCACACAGGAUAAUCUACUGGAGAAUGUGGACGUGUCCGUGACAUCCAUGGCUAACGCGGUGAGGCUCGUAGCUUCUGCUUUGCGAUCUGUACACCGCGUCCGCUGCAUGGCCGGCACCACCCCCACAUUCGGCAUGUGCCCCAAGUUGAUGGCUCUGCCAGCCCAUGAGUGGAGAAACGCUCUGCGCAGAGCCACCGCCGUCACCAAGAACAGUGACAACCACCGUGUCCGCUUCCUCAUGGAACUGUCCACGAACUUCAACAUCUACAGCAGAGACAACAUCGAGGGCAACCUCAUGAAGGUUGGAUCCAUUGUUGCUGGAAACAUGAAGGAGGUCGCCAAGGACUAUACUUUCCCAGUGAUGCAACACGCGUCCAAUGUCACAGCCUGUGGUGCGACCCCUACCAUUCCCAUUGCCCCACCUCACAUUCCUCCACCCACCACCACCUUCGACGAAGACUCCAUCGCCACCCUGAAGGACAUAUACACAUCCGAGUACUCCUUCUACGAGCUGGUCGGCAUGAUCUGUGGUGUCGGCUUCAUCAUGUUCGGCAUCAUGGCUCUGAUGAUCUAUCUCAUCUACAACAGCCUCGUGGAGAAGACGGAGAAGGAAGUGGAGAGCGGGUCUGUGGAUACGGUAAGAACCUCCCGCCCUGCCAGACGCAAUUUCAGAGACACCUUCCGCCGGAACUCUUCCGUCCGCAGCUCCACUCACUCUUGAACAGACUGAGAUCCUUCCGACUCUCGAUUUAGCUUCUGAAUAUCUAAGGAUGAAACUUCAAUGUAAGGCUCAGAGAUGAUGAAAAUACGCAUCUCUCUUCCUUUUGACAUCGUCCAAGUGAUCAUCCCUGUAAAUGUGUUGAAGGUGGCUAAGUAAACGUAAAUGCCUUUCAUAAUUUCCCAAGUGACAAGAAAAGAAUUGAAAAAAAAAAAACUGUAUGCCUUUCAUUAUUUUUUUUGGAACCCUUUGUAAUUAAAAAAGCAAAGCUAACCAAUAAAAAUUGUAACGCCAGAAAAAUAUAAAGAAACGAAACCCAUUAAUGUUUUAUUCAUUAAACCCGUCAUUUUUCUUUUGCAUUAAACUUACUACAUUUGAAA